UAUGGCAGCGCAGGAAGGCGGUGCAGGUGCCGCGCUGCCGUUGUGUGCGGGCGGCGGAGGGGAGGAGCGAGCCAGAGCCGGCCUGACUCGCCGCCCGGAAUACCGGACAGGGGUGCGCUGCAGCGCCGGGCGCCGCCCCUCGCCCGCCAAGCCUCUCCUCCCUCCUCCUUCCUUCCCUCCCUCUCGCCUCGCCUCCGCUCCAGGCCGAGGGCUUCUUAAGGACCAGGCGGAAUUAAUGGGUAGAUGGGAGAUGCUCAUGAUAAAGGAAAGGAAGCAAACCAGCAUGAUGUCACAAGCCUAAGAAUUCAGGACCGAAUAUCAGAAAUACAUACAGCAUGGUGACUGGAAUCCUGAGCACCUUGCAAUAUGAAUAAUUCCUUGGAGAACACCAUUUCCUUUGAAGAAUACAUCCGUGUGAAAGCACGAACGAUCCCUCAGCAUAGGAUGAAGGAGUUCCUGGACUCCCUUGCCUCCAAGGGUCCUGAAGCCCUACAGGAGUUUCAGCAGACGGCUGCUACCACUACCAUGGUAUACCAGCAAGGUGGCAAUUGUAUUUAUACAGAUAGCACAGAAGUGGCCGGAUCUUUGCUCGAGCUUGCUUGUCCUGUUACAACAAGCGUCCAGCAGCAAACCCAACAAGAGCAACAAAUACAGGUGCAGCAACCACAGCAGGUUCAGGUGCAGGUCCAAGUUCAGCAGUCCCCUCAGCAAGUGUCCGCCCAACAGCUCUCUCCACAGCUUACUGUUCAUCAAGCCUCAGAACAGCCGAUCCAGGUCCAGGUGCAGAUCCAAGGCCAGGCACAACAGCAAGCGUCCCAGACAAUACAGGCUCAAGCACUUCAGAGUCCCAGCCCGUCUCAGUUGCAGGCGGCUCAGAUCCAAGUGCAACAUGUGCAGGCGGCUCAGCAAAUCCAGGGUGCUGAAAUUCAGGAGGAACACAUACAGCACCAGCAGAUCCAGGCACAGCUUGUGGCAGGACAGGCUAUUGCUGGGGGCCAGCAAAUCCAGAUCCAGACAGUUGGGGCCCUUUCCCCUCCUCCAUCUCAGCAGAGUUCACCGCGGGAAGGUGAGCGGAGGAUCAGUGCUGCCAGCGUUCUCCAGCCGGUGAAGAAGCGCAAAGUGGAUAUGCCUAUUACUGUGUCGUAUGCUAUUUCAGGGCAGCCUGUUGCCACAGUCCUGGCCAUCCCUCAGGGCCAGCAGCAGAGUUAUGUAUCCCUAAGGCCAGACUUGCUAACGGUGGAUAGUGCCCACCUGUACAGUGCCACUGGGACCAUAACCAGCCCUACUGGAGAGACUUGGACCAUCCCUGUUUACUCUGCACAGCCACGUGGUGACCUACAGCAGCAAAACAUAACCCAUAUUGCUAUCCCUCAGGAGGCCUACAAUGCCGUCCACGUCAGUGGCUCCCCAACAGCUCUGGCCACGGUGAAGCUGGAAGACGAUAAGGAUAAGAUGGUGGGAGGCACGUCCGUAGUGAAAAACUCUCACGAGGAAGUUGUGCAAACUCUUGCGAACUCCCUUUUCCCCGCACAGUUUAUGAAUGGCAACAUCCACAUUCCGGUGGCAGUGCAAGCUGUGGCAGGGACCUACCAGAAUGCAGCUCAGACGGUGCAUAUAUGGGAUCCACAGCAGCAGCAGCAGCAGCAACAGCCUGCACAGCAGGAGCAGGGGCAGCAGCAGCAGCAACUACAAGUUACUUGCUCUGCUCAAACUGUUCAGGUUGCUGAAGUGGAGCAGCAGCCGCAGCCUCAGCCUUCACCUGAACUCCUGCUUCCACAUUCUCUCAAACCAGAGGAGGGGCUGGAAGUGUGGAAGAGCUGGGCACAGACUAAAAAUGCAGAACUGGAGAAAGAGUCGCAGAACAGGCUCGCACCUAUUGGCAGACGCCAGCUGUUGAGAUUCCAGGAAGAUCUCAUAUCCUCAGCUGUAGCAGAGUUGAAUUACGGGCUGUGCUUAAUGACUCGUGAAGCUCGCAACAACGAAGGCGAGCCCUAUGAUCCAGAUGUUCUAUACUACAUUUUCCUGUGUAUUCAAAAGUAUCUUUUUGAAAACGGCAGAGUUGACGAUAUCUUUUCUGAUCUGUAUUACAUACGGUUCACUGAGUGGUUACAUGAAGUACUCAAGGAUGUUCAGCCUCGAGUCACUCCUCUUGGCUAUGUUCUUCCCAGUCAUGUGACAGAAGAGAUGUUGUGGGAGUGCAAGCAGCUGGGAGCUCACUCCCCUGCCACCUUGCUGACUACUCUCAUGUUUUUUAACACAAAAUACUUCCUGUUGAAAACGGUUGACCAGCAUAUGAAGCUAGCCUUUUCAAAGGUCUUGAGGCAGACCAAGAAGAAUCCUUCUAAUCCCAAGGAUAAGAGUACGAGCAUCCGAUAUCUGAAGGCACUUGGCAUACACCAGGCAGGCCAGAAAGUUACAGAUGACAUGUAUGCAGAGCAAACGGAGAAUCCUGAGAACCCUUUGAGGUGUCCUAUAAAACUCUAUGACUUCUACCUCUUCAAAUGCCCCCAGAGUGUGAAAGGCCGGAAUGACACAUUCUAUUUGACACCUGAACCAGUGGUGGCUCCCAACAGCCCUAUCUGGUAUUCCAUCCAACCAAUCAGCAGAGAGCAAAUGGAACAGAUGCUUACCCGGAUUCUGGUGAUACGAGAGAUUCAAGAGGCUAUUGCUGUGGCAAAUGUCAGCACCAUGCACUAAGGAAUCCCUCCCAUUUCAAAAAAAAAAAAGGGGGUGGGACAGGGUGGGAGGGGAGGCCAGGAGAAAUGGAUAAAUUGUACAGCCUUUUACACUAAAGGAGAUGCCUAAGUUUUUUUUUUAAUUGGUGUAGUUAUGAAGCCCUUUUAGGCUUCUUCUGUUUCAAAAAAGACCUUCUCCAUUGUGUAUCUGACCCAACUGCAUCAGCCUUCUGGACACAUUGGGGGCUGCAUUCUUUCUCUGGGAACUGUGAGGUGCCGUAGGUUGACUUUGGGGUUUUUUAUGAUGUGAAAAAAGGAAACCUAAUUGAGGGACUUGGCCUGGCUGGGCCACUACUUUGUCUUGGAGCUCAUGCACUUGGGAAGAACGGAAAACAGUGGAUGUCUGCCUGACCUAAAGAGAAGCAGGCUGCAGUUUCCUUGUGCUCAGACACUGACAUGUCCUAGAGGAGAAGAGGAGUGAGCUGCAAUUAUGAUUUACAAGAAGAAAAUCAAUUUCUAUUAAGACCUUAAAAGACAUUUUUAGAUGUUAAGUACAAACUACCACACUUUUUGUUUUGGCCUGAUGUUGAGGCCUUAAAACCUUGAGGUUCCUGUGCCUGAUGGAAUUCUUGUAACAUACACUUGUGUAUCAUAUAAAGAUACCACCCUGUUUCUCUUAUGUAUUCUUACUCUAGUUGUUUAUUAAGAAUGACGAGCACGUCUUUUCAACAUG
Messenger RNA from Hemicordylus capensis (graceful crag lizard), 3408 nucleotides. It is a transcript of the gene QRICH1, whose product is annotated as glutamine rich 1. Bases 367 to 2697 code for a protein of 776 amino acids. The record is from RefSeq and is a predicted model, not a curated record. NCBI's taxonomy places the organism in Eukaryota, Metazoa, Chordata, Lepidosauria, Squamata, Cordylidae. The transcript is spliced from 12 exons.